Messenger RNA from Stereum hirsutum FP-91666 SS1, 1563 nucleotides. RefSeq lists its product as uncharacterized. NCBI's taxonomy places the organism in Eukaryota, Fungi, Basidiomycota, Agaricomycetes, Russulales, Stereaceae. Gene Ontology annotation, molecular function: hexosyltransferase activity. The transcript is spliced from 2 exons. Gene Ontology annotation, biological process: glycosphingolipid biosynthetic process. The record is from RefSeq and is a predicted model, not a curated record. Bases 1 to 1563 code for a protein of 520 amino acids.
AUGUCCCGAGGCGAAUACUCACGAUUGCCAAUGUACGCCACAUCCAGCUCCUCCUCGUCCACACCCCGUCUCCGCUCAUCCUCCUCCACAUCCACUUUCAAAUCUAAAUCACCAUCGUUGACGACGGCCACUACGUCUCCGAUAACCGAUAUUUUCCAUCGACAACUCACGCCCUCGCCUUCAUCGCCAUCUUCACCACCGCCACCCUUCUCAUCACGACGACACCGGGAUCAUGAUCAUGACCGUGACCACGACCGACGGCGGUUCAGGUGGAACCGAGCGACUGCACAAUCACAAUCAAUAACGAACACGCUACAAUCACUCCUCCGACCCCGCGUCAUCUUGUCCAUCGUCAAAGUCGUCGUCCCAUUACUCGUCACAGUCGUAUUCGUGAGCUUAUUGAUAUGGGAGCCUCACAUCGAGCUCGCGUUCUACGAAAAAGCAUGGAUACAGAAGGAGAUUCUACCCGUAGGAUCUCUAGGAGGUUGUUUUGACGAAGGGAGGGUGAGCGAGCGGUAUAAUGUUAGUAGGAACAUCUAUGGUCCGAAGACGAACGAGGUGCAGGCGGGCGUGUCCUUGAAGCUCGGGAUGGACUGUUACGAUUUCGCAGGGACAGUACGGUCGAGCCCUUCCUCUCCAUCGAGGUUCGAGACCGGUCAAGAAGGAAGGACGCAUUUCCAUUCGUAUUGGAGGACGGACCUAGCGCCGUUCGGGGAACGACAGGCACAUAUGCUCAAGUCGUUUUUCGCUACUCAGCCGCUGGAGAGGUCGAAGCUUGUGCUGUGGUCGAACGGACCGCUGUCACCGUCGGAAAAACCGAAUCGGAUAUUGGACGAUUUUCUGAACAGGUAUCCGGAGUCUUUAGAGUUGAGGGUGGCGGAUGUGAGGGAGUUGGCGGUUGGGACGGAAUUGGAGGGCAGUGAGUUGUUGAGGAGUAGUGAUGAGAAGGCGUGGACGGACGGUGACCUUAUUCGGUUGUUGGUCGUGUGGAAGGACGGAGGGGUUUGGGUUGAUAUGGAUAGUCUGUUGACGAGGGAUCUUACCCCGCUGCUGGAGCACGAGUUCGUCACGCAGUGGGACUGCUACGACAAAAUAUAUUCUCCCUUCAACGGCGCGCUCCUCCACUUCCACGCCCAAUCACCCUACCUCUGCGAAGCCUUCCACUUAAUUGCAACUUCCCCUGCACCGAAACCUUCCUCGACAGACUGGGGCUCCCUCCUCUACCUCAAGCUCUGGCGUCGUCUUGUCCACUCAUCCAUCCCACCCUUCAAAAUCCUACCCUUCUGCUUCAGCGACGGACGCUCAUGUCGUCUCGAUAACCGACUGCCGGACCCUUUCGAAUCGGAUCCGAGUAAUGGGAAGUGGACACAGGGGUUGGGGAGGGAGGAGGGCGGCGGGCUGGACGGGGUACUGGGGAAGACUUUUGCGGUGCAUCUACAUAAUCAGUGGGAGAAGGAGUUUCCGGUGGGCGGGUGGGUUAGGAGGUUGUUGUUGAGUAGGCAUGAUAAUAUUCUGAAGGGAGAGGAGGCUGGGAGGGAUAAGAGGGAGGAAGGGGAGUUGUGA